AUUACUUAGUUAGUAAAUUAAUAAAGUCGUUAAGCACGAGAGUAGUGGUUAGAAACAGAGAGCCAGCGAAGGUUUUUUGAUUGAAAAAAAAAAAGAAACCUAAAGUGUGGAAGCCGUGGAGGAGCAUAAAAAUAAAUAAAAAAUCAAACUCCUUUUCCUUCCUCAAACCACCAAAUCGAUCUCUACGGUCCAAAACGGCGUCUGGUUAAUGCCUGGAAGCCGCGGGGAGAUAACGGUGGAUGAUCAGAACGGAGUCGAUAACGAUCACAAGAGGAGGAGGAAGAAGAAGGAGGGAGAGGAUGGAACUGAGACCGAGAAUCAAUUAGUAAUGCCCUCAAUUUCGAAACCCAGGAAGCGAUUUAUAGACAAAUUCAGAAAGAGACCUAAAUCACAAAAUCAAUCAUCUUCUUCUUCGUCUUCAAGGUCUGGGUCGCGUAAAGGAGGAUGCUUUUCUUUGAGGAGACGUCGGAGGAGAACAGAGGAGGAGGAGGAGGAGGAGGGUUCUCCUUCUUCUCCAGUUUCUGAUCCUAACGAUGAAUGCUUCACUCAUGAGAUGCUGCGUGUUAUGUUGGAGACUAAUGAUUUCUGCUCUAAUGAGUGUAAUCCGCAUCGGUGAUUUUGUGUAAGUUUUGUUCAUCGUGGGGAAGGGGGAAUGAUUCUUGUUAUAGAUUUUUUUUUUUUUUUUUUUUUUUUUGCUCAAUCAAUCUGUAUAGAACUUUCUUCGUCUGGUUAAAUCCAUCAAUGCCUAUGAUCAUCAUUUAUCAGUAUGGUAAAGCAAUUGUGUAUGGAAUCUGAUUCGUAUAGCAGUGUGUGAUUGGUUGAUACGGUUUGGUUGAAUUGAGUUAUCUUUAGCUUUGUAAGAGAUCAAAAGGUCAAUGGAUAAAUUUUGAUAUGUCCAUAUUUAGUUUUGGAUGGUUUUUUUGUCUUCUCUCUAGUCGUGCCAAACGGUAAGAACUCUAUUUGAAGAAGUUCAGGUGCUCUGAGCCUUGGCUUAUUAUAGCCCAAUGCAGCAAAAAUAUAGCUGAUGCCUGUUGUUCUGACUUACAGAUGUCUCAGCAGAUUGUUAUAGGGCAUGGUAACUAUGGUUGCGUAUUUGGUUUAGUGAAUCGAAGAAAGAAGAGUAGGUUUUUUGACAUGUUAUCAUAUCAGCAAUUUUGCUCAAUGGAUGUGUCCAAAGCAGAAUGACCAUUCGCAAGAAGCAGCAGUUUUUUUGAGCAAUUGCAUUUUUAGGUGAUUUUGCUGUAUGAGUACCGUUAGCUAGCAAGUAGUCCCCAUUUUUAAAGUUUAUUGGAGCAGAGUUUGUUUGUCUUCAUCUGUUUACUGUAACCUAAUAGUGUAGAAACAGUGAUAAAUAAAACUAGUCAUAACUAAUAACCAAGGAAGUAGUGUUGUCAUUGUCCAAAUUGAGUACAGACUGAUGCAUAUAUAUUUGCUUAAGCAUCUUUGCUGGAUA
Messenger RNA from Brassica napus (rape), 1453 nucleotides. RefSeq names its product nuclear localization sequence-binding protein-like. The record is from RefSeq and is a predicted model, not a curated record. The coding region runs from base 209 to 616 and encodes 135 amino acids. NCBI's taxonomy places the organism in Eukaryota, Viridiplantae, Streptophyta, Magnoliopsida, Brassicales, Brassicaceae. The transcript has a single exon.